Molecule: messenger RNA, 1288 nt
Organism: Anopheles stephensi (Asian malaria mosquito)
Lineage: Eukaryota; Metazoa; Arthropoda; Insecta; Diptera; Culicidae
Exons: 2
Coding region: 208-837 (209 amino acids)
Source: RefSeq, a predicted model, not a curated record
GUGCCUGGACUUCGACCAGUGUGGUUAUGCUGCCUGCGAUUAGUGCCUGCUACUUGACUGUGCUUCUUGGUGUGCCCGUGUUGUGCUACUGUACCUGUGCUGUGAUUCUCCGUGUAUCGUAUUUGUACCUGUGUGUGUGUUCGUGUGCUGCGCUUGUGCCUGUUCGUGAGUGUAGCCUCGUAGCCUGCUUCGGCUUCGACUUCGGCUAUGCCGAAGCGUGGUAGAAGGAGGAGUAGGAAGCCAGACUCGGUAGGAUCGAGCUCCGAUUCGGCCGAGUCCAAGCGCUCGAGGAGCGUGGUUUCUUCCUCUUCGGAGGAAUCUGACGAUACGAUGAGCGUGGACAGUACGGAGUCACGUUCAUCCACCAGCGUGCAGGAGGAUAACUCGGCACAAUUUGUCACCGUAAACCGGCGACAACGGAAGGCAGUCCCGACAACGAAGCCUUCCACAACACCAGCUACGCCCGCUGUUCCUGCAGGGCGUACAUCGGCUCCGGCUCCCGUAUCGGCGGCAAAAAUGCCUCCGAUCACGGUGAAGUCACUCCCAGUAGCUGUCCUGCGUCCGGAACUGCAGGCUCGUGGAAUCACACCAGAGUUCCGUAUCUCCGGCGUAGCACCGAGAUACAACCUUGCGAAGCGACUGCAGGACAUCAAGAACGCUCCAGACACACCAGCUACAACACCAACCACAACUCCAGCCACAACUUCAUCGGAAGACCUGUUCAGCCCGGAAGAGCUAUUCGCUAUAUUUAGCAGAAUGCUCCCGAAGAUCCGCCUUUGCCGCAACAAGGGAGAACAAAUCGCCGUUAUCGGAGAACUAUUGAUGCUCCUUCACUGACCGGGCGCUGCGAGUCAUCACAUGGAAUGCUCAGUCCGUUCGGACUAAGCAAAUUCCACUCGGUGACUUCCUCGUCCGGCACAACAUCGAUGCAGCGCUAAUAGUGGAAACAUAUCUCAAGCCUGAGAUGAGUUUCUUCUUAGGCAACUACACCAUCCAUCGUCUGGAUCGCACCACCUCCCGAGGCGGCGGUGUUGCCAUAGCGAUCCGACGUGGAAUCCGGCACACACUACUCCCACACUACAACACCACCACCAUAGAAGCAAUAGGCGUCCAGCUCCAUACCGACACCGGUCCACUGCAGCUUACGGCAGUCUACUGUCCGCCGCAGUGCACCCUGUCGCGGAGAGCUACGUUCCGACAAGAGCUACACAUCAUCACCAGCAAUCCGGCCCGUUCACUCAUUGGGGGUGAUCUCAACGCCAGGCACCAGUUGUGGGGCAACGUACGG